Messenger RNA from Lycium barbarum (goji berry), 1205 nucleotides. RefSeq lists its product as uncharacterized. NCBI's taxonomy places the organism in Eukaryota, Viridiplantae, Streptophyta, Magnoliopsida, Solanales, Solanaceae. The record is from RefSeq and is a predicted model, not a curated record. The transcript has a single exon. The coding region runs from base 263 to 1078 and encodes 271 amino acids. Gene Ontology annotation, biological process: shoot system development; root development.
AUAUGAAGGCAAAGUCACACAACCCUUUCAGUUCUGCGACAGUGAAGGCGACAGAUAUGACAAUUAAUUAGAGUAUUUGUUUGCCAAACGCAUAUCAGUUCACCACAUUAAAAGGCAUAUCCACAUGUCCACAUUACAAUCACAUGCUCAACGUCCCCCUUUUUGUGCCCAUCUACCUAUAUAAGUAACCUUGGUUGAUACUAAUUGCUCACCAAAAUUUAGUCUCUUCUCUCACAAAGGAAAAAGUAAAACACAAAAAGCCAUGGCUUCUCUUCCUUGUUCAAAAACCAGGCCCUUUCGAUCAAUCAGUUUGCCCGUCAGAUCACACCCCACAACUCAGAGAGUUGAAGAGGUGCUCAAUAAGCUCAAUCGAUUGGAGACAUCUGUUGCACCAACAGCUGAAACAAUAUGUGACAGUUUGCUGGGUUUGGAGGAACUGCAGAAGUGCAUGGAUCAUCUUCUUAACUCGCCUAAAACUCUUCAGUUACUCUCCCAACACCAACAUGGGAAAUGGUUUGAGGAGCUUCUGGAAAAAUCAGUUAGGAUUCUUGACGUUUGUAGCACAACACAAGAACUUAUCUCUCAGUAUAAGGAAAAUGUAAGAGCUCUUGAAUCCUCACUCAGAAGAAGAAAAGGAGAUUCAACUGCCGAAGCUGGAAUUGCUAGAUUAACCAAUUUCAGCAAGAAAAUGAAGAAGGACGCUAAAAGACUAAUCUUGGCUUUGAAGCAAAUGGAUUGCGAGACUCUCACCGCAGCAUUCCUUGAAGCAGAUCAGGAGACAGUAGCUGUGAUUAGAGCACUAAGGGAAGCCAAUGCAGUUUGCAUGUUGGUUUUCCAAAGGCUCUUGUCCUUCUUGACUGUGCCACUUUUGAAGCCAAAGCAGCCAAAAUGGUCAUUGGUUUCAAAAUUGAUACACAACGGAAGAACAGAAAACAAAGGCCUAAAAAACAACAUGAUAGUGGAAACAAAACUGGAGACUGUUGAGGCUCAACUUAACAGCAUCGAAGAGGGAUUGGAAGGAACAUUUAGGAGCCUGAUUAGAGCAAGAAGCUCGCUCUUGAAUGUUUUCUCCUGCUAAUCUAGCUGUUUCUACUCUAUUAACUGUAUAGUUCACAAUAUUCUGUACAUGGACAGUUUUGUACUUAUGUCAUAAUAGAAGUACAUAAUACACAAAUUGAAAGAUUAUACUCCAAACUUCGUGUAUC